Molecule: messenger RNA, 3431 nt
Organism: Impatiens glandulifera
Lineage: Eukaryota; Viridiplantae; Streptophyta; Magnoliopsida; Ericales; Balsaminaceae
Product: serine/threonine-protein kinase-like protein ACR4
Exons: 1
Coding region: 547-3258 (903 amino acids)
Biological process (GO): protein phosphorylation
Molecular function (GO): ATP binding; protein binding; protein kinase activity
Source: RefSeq, a predicted model, not a curated record
GGCAUGAAAAAAGAUCAAAUUUUUUUUGGCAUUAACCCUUCUUCUCAUUUAAUGCUUUCACCUACACCAGCCCAUUUUGAGAACCCUGCAAUUUCCAUCGCAUUGAAUGCUCUUCUCUCUCUACACAGGUCCAACCUGCCAUUAACCAUCAUCUCCAGUUCAUUCUUGUAGCCCUAAAUAAACAAACCCUUCUUCCCCUUUCAGCAGUUCCUAGCUUUCUUCAACCCUAUCCGAAUGAAAUUAGCUAACGAUUAUUGUUAAUUUGCAUUUAUGCACUUCCUGUCAUAACUAGAAGAAAGGAGUCGAGAUCAGAGAUUAAGUAUAUGCUGCCAAAACCCAUUUCUUUGGUUCAAUCUUGAAGCUAAUCAAGCUACCCAUCUCAAAUGGGAAUGGAAGGCGGGGUUUAUUUGAAAAUAGCACAAGGAGGAGGGAGGAGGAAGAGGAGGAGUGUUUCUUCUGUAUAGUUACAUUCCUACUAUUUGUUUGAUCUGGUUUUGGUAAGUUUUUAAAUGUGCCCUCUUCCACUACUGUCUAAGAAAAAUACAGAUGGGUUCGUUACCUCUUUCUUCUGUAAUGGCACAACCUUUAUUAUUAUUAUUAUUAUUACUAUUAUUGAUCAUGGUGAUGGGUAAAUCAGUUCUUGGUCUUGGUUCUAUGUCAUCCAUUGCCAUUUCCUAUGGUGAAUCUGGUCCUGUAUUUUGUGGCAUUAAAUCAGAUGGUUCUCAUCUUGUGAACUGUUAUGGAUCAAAUUCAGCUAUAAUAUAUGGAACCCCAUCUCGUUUCCCCUUCAUUGGUCUAACAGCAGGAAAUGGGUUUGUUUGUGGUAUCUUAAUGGAUUCAAAUCAACCUUAUUGUUGGGGAAGUAGUGGUUUUGUUCAAAUGGGUGUUCCUCAACCAAUGGUUAAUGGGUCGGAGUAUCUUGAAAUAAGUGCCGGUGAUCAACAUUUAUGUGGAUUGAGAAAACCCUUGACCGGUAGACGCAGGAACAUUUCACUUGUUGAUUGUUGGGGUUAUAACAUGACUGCUAACCAUGAAUUUGAUGGUCCGAUCCAAUCUAUAUCUGCCGGUUCGGAGUUUAAUUGUGGGUUGUUUUCGCAGAAUCGAAGCGUUUUCUGUUGGGGAGAUGAGAGUGAUAGCCGGAUCAUUCGUUUGAUUCCUAAGGAUAUGAGGUUUAAGAGUAUAGCCUCUGGUGGAUUUCGUGUUUGUGGGAUUUUAGAAGGGGUUUUGUCGAGAGUGUUCUGUUGGGGACGAAGUUUGGAUCUUGAUCGAGCAAAUGACGAUGAUUCUACUCCGAUUGAUCCAAUGAUUAUGGUUGUUGGAGGAAAGUUUCAUGCUUGUGGGAUUAGAAGCUAUGAUCGUGUCGUCAUUUGUUGGGGAUAUCGGUUUCAUACCAGCACGCCUACUCCUCAAAACGAUACUUUUUUUCAGAUUGCAGCUGGAGAUUACUUCACUUGUGGGAUAUUAGCCGAUGGAUCUCUUUUACCCGUUUGUUGGGGGACCGGGUUUCCGACAUCUCUUCCUCCGCUUGCGGUUUCGCCUGGUUCUUGUACGUCGACCCCAUGCGAACCAGGGUUUUAUGAGUUCAACAAUGGAACUUCACCAUGUCAAGCCCUUGGUUCCCACAUUUGCCUUCCUUGUAGCCAAGGAUGUCCUGCUGAAAUGUACGAGAAUGACGAAUGUAAUUCGGCGUCAGACAGAAUCUGUCGAUUCAACUGUUCGAGUUGUUCUUCGUGGGAAUGCUUUUCGAAUUGUCCCAGUUCGAGGAAAAUGAAGUUUUGGUCUGUACAAUUGCCGGUCAUUGUUGCGGAGAUUGUGUUUGCUGUCUUCUUGGUGAUCGUUGUGGCGUUAACCUCGGUAUGUUAUGUUCGAUAUAAGUUGAGGAACUGCAAAUGCUCGGGUAGUGAGAACCAACCGAGAAUUGGUGCGAAUACUAAUAACUCGUCGUUCCCAAAAGAUAGUGGCAAAAUAAGACCGGACCUCGACGAGCUCAAGAUCAGGAGGGCUCAGAUGUUCACUUACGAUGAGCUCGAGAGAGCCACAGGCGGUUUCAAGGAAGAAGCGCAAGUUGGAAAAGGGAGUUUCUCGUGCGUAUUCAAAGGGGUAUUGAAGGACGGGACUAUAGUUGCGGUUAAGAGAGCGAUGAUGUCGCCCGACAUGAAGAAGAACUCGAAAGAGUUUCGAACUGAGCUCGACUUGCUCUCGAGGCUAAACCAUGCUCAUUUGCUAAAUCUACUUGGAUAUUGUGAAGAAGGGGAAGAGAGGCUUUUAAUAUAUGAGUUCAUGGCAAAUGGUUCAUUACAUCAACAUCUUCAUGGAAAGAACAAGUCAUUGAAAGAGCAAUUGGAUUGGAUAAGGCGAGUUACAAUCGCGGUUCAAGCUGCCCGAGGAAUUGAAUAUCUCCACGGUUACGCCUGCCCGCCAGUCAUCCAUCGAGAUAUCAAAUCCUCAAACAUACUAAUCGACGAAGAGCAUAACGCCCGUGUUUCCGAUUUUGGUCUCUCUUUGUUAGGCCCCGCGAAUAGCAGCUCGCCAUUGGCCGAACUUCCCGCGGGAACUCUGGGCUAUCUCGACCCCGAAUAUUACCGACUACACUACCUAACCACGAAAUCCGACGUCUAUUCAUUCGGGGUUCUCCUCUUGGAAAUACUAAGUGGUCGGAAAGCCAUCGACAUGAAGUUUGAGGAAGGUAACAUCGUGGAAUGGGCGGUCCCGCUAAUUAAGGCGGGGGAGUUAAUCGCAAUUCUCGAUCCGGUCCUGAAACCUCCUUCAGAUGUGGAGGCGUUGAGGAGAAUCGCAAACGUGGCUUGCAAAUGCGUGAGGAUGAGGGGAAAAGAGAGGCCUUCGAUGGAUAAAGUGACGACGGCUUUGGAACGAGCAUUGGCGCAGUUAAUGGGAAGUCCGAGCAACGAACAGCCAAUAUUACCUACCGAGGUUGUGUUGGGGAGCAGCAGGCUGCACAAGAAAUCGUCUCAAAGGUCUUCCAACCAGUCUACUUCUGAGGCCGAUGCGGGUGAAUCCGAGGACCAAAGGGUCGAGUUUAGGGCACCUUCUUGGAUUACUUUCCCGAGUGUGGCUUCUUCGCAGAGAAGGAAGUCAUCUGGUUCGGACGCAGAAGGAGAUGCGGCAGGUAAGAAUACUAAUGAAAUAAGGAACAAUAAUGGCAGCAAUGGUGCAGGUGGGGAUGGUCUGAGGAGUUUGAAAGAAGAGAUUGGACCAGCUUCACCUCAACAAGACUUGUUCUUGCAGCAUAAUUUCUAGGGUUUCCUCUUCUUCUCCUCCUUGUAACCUUUUAUUUAGCAUUCAUUAUAAAUCGUUUAUUUCCAAACUGUCUGUCUCAUCUUAAUUCAACUGUAAAAGAUUAGAAUUAACAGCAGCUAAAGCAUUCAUCAAGUUGUUACAUUUAUAUCCUAUCCUAACAUAAGGAAAAUUAU